GUGCCCGGGGCGCGGACGGGAGCCGCGGGGACCCCUCGGGCUGUGCGGGGACCGCCCGGGAGCGCGGCCUGGGCCCGGCUCGGCCACGGGGUCUUGGAGGGAAUCGCAGGGGACGGGACCCUGGAGGGCGUCCUGGCCGCGGGUCCGGGGCGAUGCUUGCAGGAGGGCGCCGGGGGUCGGGGGGCAGCCCGGGCCCGGCCGGGCUCCCAGCUGUCAGAUAAGGUGGGGGCCUGGCACAGGGCCCCGCGCGUGUCCUGCCGGAGGAGUUGCUGGUUACGUUCGCUUCCGCCUGACCUUCCCGUGCGGCUCGGCCUCCAAUUCUCCUUAGAAAAUGGGUCCGACGGGCCGCCUGGUGACCAUCAGAAGGAGCGGGCUGGACGGCGCGCACUUCCCCCUGAGCCUGAGCACCUGCUUGUUCGGGAGGGGUAUUGAGUGUGACAUCCGUAUCCAGCUUCCUGUCGUGUCCAAACAGCACUGCAAAAUUGAAGUCCGUGACCAGAAGGCAGUCUUGUUUAACUUCAGUGCCGCAAACCCAACCCAGGUGAACGGGUGUGCCAUCGACGGGCCUGUGCAGCUCAGGCACGGGGAUGUGAUCACCGUCAUUGACCGCUCCUUCAGGUAUGAAAAUGACAGUCAUCCAGACGGAAGCAAGUCAACUGAAUUUCCAGGACAAAGAUGUGAACAGAAAUCUCCGAGACGGGUCUCAAGGUCUAGCUUCUCUUCCAUCCCCGAUGGUAAAGUUCAAGUCCUCGGUGCUGCCCGCUCACAAGUCACUGAAGAGGGAGACUCAGGAGGGCCCCUGGAGGGCAGAGAGCACGUCGGGGCGACCUGCACCUCCUCUCGCGGCUCAGAAGGCCCCGCUACCAAAGGCACAGCCGAUGCUGGUUCCUCGGAGCCCCCCGGAGAUCUCCACGGAAACGCGGCGGGGUCCCUUGCUGGGGGGUUCGGAGUGGGUUCCCGUGUGACCGCUGCGAGCUGGAAUGGAGGGCAGGAUCCGGAGAAGGACGGAGAGAACGAGUCUCCGUUCCGGAAGCUCUACGAGUCUAUGAAGGAAGAGUUGGACGUGAAACCAGAGAAAGAGGCUGUUCCACAGAAUCGCAGAAAAUCUGGAUCCCGGGGCCAGGGUGCAUCAGAAUCCGAAAGUGCGACUCAGCCCCGGGUCUCCCCCAAGGCCAGGCGGAGGUCUGGUCGGAGCAGCCAGGCGGAGGCAGAGAGAGCGGGCGAAGGACUGGCUCAGACUCCAGAGGCCACCCCGAAUCCCAGCAUGCCCCCCACAGAGACGCCCAAGGCCAAGGCCCCCAUCCCCUGCUCACAGCAGAAUUCCUCCCAGAAGCUCCGCAGUGGGGAGCUGAGUGUCACCCGUGGGGGUGGACCUGUGAGUGUCGCCCGUGGGGGUGGACCUGUGAGUGUCACCCGUGGGGGUGGACCUGUGAGUGUCACCCGUGGGGGUGGACCUGUGAGUGUCGCCCGUGGGGAAGACCUCUGGGCAGACAGGGCCGCGUCUGCUCCCCGGAGGCUCUCAGCCAGACAGCAAACACCCACGAACGGCACAGGCGCUGGCGACCUCGGCAAUCCAGCAGAAAAGGUCUCUUCCCGGAAGAGGAGAAGGAGCCUGUCUCCCACGGCCGGCGUUCUCCCUGCAGGAACAGACUUCCCAAAGCAAGCCCUGCCCUCCCCGCUGCCGGUCCCCACGGAGCAGAAGGCUCCCGGCGGGGCCCCGGGCCUCAGUGCCGUGGAUGUCAGCAACAUUGGCGAUGCCCUCAGUAAGACUGAGGGGAAGCCCUUAAAGAGAAGGCGGGUCUCCUUCGGGGGUCAUCUGAGACCUGAACUAUUUGAUGAAAACUUACCUCCUAAUACCCCUCUCAAAAGGGGAGAGACCCCGAUGAAAAGACGCUCUCUGGUAGCCCACACGCCUCCCGUCCUGAAGAAAAUCAUCAAGGAACAGCCAUCGGAAAAGGGGGAACCUUCAGGAAUCCGUUCGGAGGUGGCCACGCAAAACAGUCCUACGAACACGUCUCCACGUAUAAAUGAUGCUCGCCGGCGGUCCCCCAAGCCACCUGCCUCAAGUGGCAGCAAAUCUCCACAUCACACAGAUGCCCCUAAGCGGGGAGGCAGGCGGAGCAGCAGCGGGCCCGCCAGGAGGGCCUCCGUGGACCGGAGCCAGCGCGGAAUCCUGCAGACCAUUCACUCCCGGCGGCGGAGCGGGGCCUCGGAAGCCAACCUGAUGGUGUCGAGGUCGUGGGCAGAUGUGGUGAAGCUUAGCGCCAAGCAAACACAAACUAAAGUUGUGAGACAUGGUCCCCCAAGACCUGGUCCCCCAAGACCGCCGAGCAAACGGCAGAGGAGAGUUAACACCCCAAAGAAGCCUCUGGCCAGCGUUCACAACGAGUUCAGCACUGGCCACGCCGCCUCUCCCUGCACCAUCGUGAUCGGGAGAGCUCACAUCGAAAAGGUCAGCGCGCCUGCUCGGCCCUACAGGAUGCUGAACAACUUCGUGAUCAACAAAAAAAUCGACUUCAAUGAAGACCUUUCAGGGUUAACUGAAAUGUUCAAGACUCCAGCAAAAGAGAAGCCACAAACAAUGAACCUAGGUCCCACCACUUUUUCAAAUUCCGAGGACUCGCUUGGGAAAAAGUUUCAAGUACUUAAUUCAGAAGACAAACCUCUGCUGUGCACCCCAGAAAAGUUUGGAGAAAAGGAUCUGAAUGCACGAGAAGAACUAUGGGAUAAACAGUCUUCAAGCCCAGCCUUUACACAACAGUGUGUUACAGUAAAUGGAAAUAUGAAAACCCCACGAUUGGAGACAGAGCUUCCGAAGGCAGCAUCCAGUACAAACAAAUUCAGGAGGUCCGUGGAGCUCAGAAAUAUACAGGUGACAAGUGCAGAAUGUGGAAAGGAUGACAAAGAAGUCGACACUGUUCAGAACAUCUUGGGAAGAUGCCUGAGAAAAUCAUCAGUACAAACACAGCUACCAGAGGGAGAGAUGAAGGAAAGGGAAAGAUCCUUUGGAACAUGUAAUAAAAACAAUGAACCAAGAGAAAAUUCUGAAAAACCGAUCACUGGGAGGAGAUCAAGAAGAUCAUCAGAGCUGAAAUGCACACCAAGAGCAGGCCUGAUCCCCAUCCAGAGAUGGCAAGAGACAGAAUGUAAGGAAGACCUGGGGGGCAGCCUCAGUUUCCUCCAAAACCCAAGCGGCGCUGAGGAAGCAGUGGGUACGGAAACCAAAACCUUAUUGAUGCACUGCACAUCCCCAGCACCGGUCAGCACACCCACCAGGGUGAACACGCGCAUCAAGACUCCUUCCCAGAGAGCGAAUGUAGAAGAUCUCUCAGACCUCAGGAAGCCCACACGAACCCCAGGGGACAUAGCAGAUACACAAAAAGAACCAGCAGGUGGUGCCAAAAGCAUGAAAGAAUUUAAGGAAGCUCCAGACCAGAAAUUGGACUCAUCAGAAAAUGUAACUGGAAGCAGGAGGAGGUCGAGAACACCCAGGAGGAAGGCCCAACCCAUAGAAGACAUGACGGGCUUCAGAGAGCUCUUCCAAACACCAGGUCACAUUGUGGAAACAGUGACUCAUGACAAAACCACCAAAACACCCAGCAAAUCUCCACAACCAGAACCAGGCAGGACACCAACCAGCACCAAGAGACGUUUCAGGUCACCUGUGGGGAGAGUCGACGUGGAGGAAGAGCUCUCAGCACUCAGGAAGCCAACACCAAGACCAGGGGAAACCACACACUCCCACAGAGAACCAGAAGGUGAUGAUAAAGGUAUCACAGCAUUUAAGGAAACUCCAGGACAGAAACCAGACUCAGCAGAAAAUGUAACUGGAAGCAGAAGGAGGUCAAGAACACCCAGGAGGAAGGUCCAACCCAUAGAAGACCUGGCUGGCUUCAAAGAGCUCUUCCAAACACCAGAUCACACAGUAGAACCAAUGACUGAUGACAAAACCAAAACACCCUGUAACUCUCCACAACCAGAACUAGUCAGCACUCCCACAAGCACAACAAGACGACUCAGGACCCCUGUGGGGAAAAUGGAUGUGGAGGAAGAGCUCUCAGCUCUUAGGAAGCCAACACCGGGGGAAACCACACACUCCCACAGAGAACCAGAAGGUGAUGAUAAAGGUAUCGCAGCAUUUAAGGAAGCUCCAGAACAGAAACCAGACUCAGCAGAAAAUAUAAUUGGGAGCAGGAGGAGGUCAAGAACACCCAAGAGAAAGGUUCAACCCAUAGAAGACUUGGUUGGUUUCAAGGAGCUCUUCCAAACACCAGAUCACAUCAUGGAAUCAUCGGCCGAUGACAAAACCACCAAAAUACCUUGCAAAUCUCAAAACCCAGAACCAGUCAUCAUGCUACCAGGCAGAAACAGACGUGUGAAGGCACCUCAAGGCAGAGUGGUUGUAGAAGAUGAGCUCCCGGCACUCAGAAGGCCCACACGCACGCUGGGGAAAACCACAAGGUCCCACGGAGCUCCAGAGGCUGCUGAUGAAGAUACCAAAGUGUUGGGGGAGAUGGCAGAAGAGAAAUCAGAUCCUGCAGAAAAUGUAACUGGAAGCAAGAGGAGGCCGAGAACACGUAAGGAAAAGGCCCAACCCAUGGAAGACCUGGCCGGCCUCAAAGACGAACCAGAGACUGUUGUCCAAACCACUGAAGUGCCCUCCAGAUCUCCACAGCCAGAGGCAGUCCUGCCAGCGCGCAGGAAGAGGCAGGUCAGGGCGCCUCCCAGGAAGGUGGAUAUGGAGGAAGAGCUCUCCGCACCCAGGAAGUCCACACGGACAUCAGCGAGAGCCACAACGUCCCACAGAGCUCCAGAGGCUGCUGCUGAAGAUACCAAAUUGUUGGAGGAAAUUCCAGAAGAGAAAUCGGAUCUUGCAGAAAAUGUAACUGGAGGCAAGAGGAGGCCACGGACGCGUAAGGAAAAGGCCCAGCCCCCAGAAGACCUGGCCGGCCUCAAAGAGCCCCUCCACUCAUCAUGUCACACAGAAGAACCGGAGACUCUUGUCCAAACCACCGAAAUGCCCUCCGAAGCUCCACAGGCAGAAGCAGUCCUGCCAGCGCGCAGGAAGAGGCAGGUCAGGGCGCCGCCCAGGAAGGCGGACGAAGAGGAAGAGCUCUCGGCUCCCAAGAAGCCCACACGGACAUCGGCGAGAGCCACGAGGUCCCACAGAGCUCCAGAGGCUGCUGCUGAAGAUACCAAACUGUUGGAGGAAAUUCCAGAAGAGAAAUCGGAUCCUGCAGAAAAUGCAACUGGAAACAAGAGGAGGCCACGGGCGCGUAAAGAAAAGGCCCAGCCCCCAGAAGACCUGGCCGGCCUCAAAGACGAACCAGAGACUGCUGUCCAAACCACUGAAGUGCCCUCCAAGUCUCCACAGCCAGAGGCAGUCCUGCCAGCGCGCAGGCAGAGGCAGCUCAGGGCGCCGCCCGGGAAGGCGGACGUGGAGGAAGAGCUCUCCGCACCCCGGACGUCAGGGAAAGCCACGCGGUCCCGCAGACGACCCGCCGACAUCACAGUGUUCAAGGAGUCUCCAAGGCAGGAACCUGGUCCUGCGGCAGACACGGCGGGCGGCAGACGCCAGCCGAGAUCACGGAAGGGAAGGGCCCAGCCCCCGGAAGGCCCAGCCCGCCGCCAACCACUCCCGCAAAGCCCCGUUCAAGACGAGGAGCCAGACGCAGGAACUGAGAACAAACCUGCCAAACCCAGAAGAGUCCUCUGGGCCCCGGACGUGAAGCCCGUGGAAGGCCAGGCGGGCCGCAGAGACCCCGUAACGCCCCCAAGGGGGGGCAGCGUUCCCCUGGCCCCCAGGAGGAAGCGUGAAGAUGGAAGUCCCACCAGAACGAGGGGACUGCGCACCAGCGCACGAGCACAGGACCCAGUGGAGGAGAAGCCACCCCCAAAGCGGCAGCGGACGGCUCCCCAGCAGAGGCGUGAGCCGCCGGAACCCCUGGGCGUGAAGAGGAGGCGGGGAGCUGUGGCAGACGGCACGGAAGACGUGCCCGGCGAGGACCUGGGAACGAAGACGAGGGGCAGGAGAGCGCCGGUGGCCACCUCCCCUGGCAAGGAAGUGUCCCUGCGUUCCAGACUCGCAGCUAAAACCAGCAGCGCUGAGCAGACACCCGGCGUUCCGGGAACAGCAGGAGCGGGGAAGACCAAGAGGAGCGGGAGGAAGCCCGCGCCCGCCUCCCCGGAGGCGAAGAGUCACAGCCCAGAGGAUGGAGCCGGGAGCUCUGUGCCUGGGGACGAGGUCCGUGAGAGGAGAGCGUGCCCGCGGCCCCGGAGACGGGGGAGGGCGCCCGAGCCCAGCGUGGCCGGGGAGAAAGCCGGGGAGACCCGUGAGGAGGCCCCCGGGAAGGCUCAGGAAGAGAAGGAAGGAGCCCGGCCUGCAGGCCUCACACAGCGGAGGGCCAGGAAGGUGACGGUCCCUCCCGCCGGGGACACUGCGGAGAGUCAGCCCAAACCGAGAGCCACGCGGAGCGCCAAGAGGCCUGCGGGAGAGGCGAGGCAGGAAGACGACGACCUGGCCGUCAAGAAGAUAAGGACCCGCAGUCGCCGGGGCCGUGAAGAUGUUUAGCUCAGAUGUUGGGGUGGGGGGUGGGGGGUGGAGGGUAGGAAUGUAGUUUAGUGAUAAGUUCUAGAACAAUGUCUGCUGUGAAUUUAAACGUGGGUUCUGUAAAUAAUGCUCUCCGGGUGCUUAAGGGAAGAAAGCUUUUAAAAUUUUUCUGAUUCUCCAUAGUCUAUUCAAAAACCCUGCGAGGAGUUAUGAAAGAGGGACUCCUGGGUCCCCAGAAAUAGCAAUUUGAGGCGGGGGGUGGGUGGGGUGGGUAGGAGGGGAGUUUGAGCCAAGCUGUCCUCUCCAGCUUUGCCAAUGCAGCCCUGGAACCGGCGUCCGGAUCAGCACGCUCCUGGGCUCAGCACUUGCGUUGUAAAUGCUUCUGUGUUUGUCUGUGUUCCCUCAGGACCCCAAAGGCAGGGCCCUCGGGAGGCGAGAGGAAGGGACAGUGCAGAAUCCCGGUGCUCACAGGUCUGUCCUCACAGUGCGAGGCUGUAGUCCCUGCGCCAGGGCUGUCUGCACAGGACAGGCUGGUCCGGGACUCCAGUCACUCAGGGAAUGAACGUGACCCUGAGGACAGCCUGUGGACCCCCCCCCCCUUCGGGUUCAGGAGUCAGAGGACAUUGAGGGGCUGACCGGUGGCGUGCCUUUUUCAUAUUUGCUUAAAUCGACUGCGCUCAUCUGAGAAGGCCCCGUCCACCCUCCCGUCGGCCAGGGGCUCGUUCUCAGUGCCAACACCCUCUUAGCUCUGGUGUCAGGCUCCUAGACAAAACGACCGAGCCGAGCAGACCUGAGAGUCUCACAUCAGCAGAAAAGGUUACAGUUUUCUGAGCUUCUGCUGGCCCUGGUCCCAUCUGUGCUUUUUCUGGCUGCACCUGUCGGCCUACUGGGUGCCCUGCACCCACCGGGGACAGGAAGCAACAUGAGCCCCAAACGCAAGGCCAUUUCUGAGGGCGGCAGGCACCAGGGCCCCUCCCCAGGGGCCCAGCUCUCAGUGGAGGCCAUACCUCCCAGUUGCAUGUCCAGCCCAGACUUCCUUCCGUUUCAGGCCUAGACCUGCAUCUAACUGCUGGCAUCUCUGUUUUUAUGUCCCUCUGUGUCCUCCUGUCCCUCUGUGUUCUCUAGUCAGAAAAUAGCACAUCUGUCCAGUCACCUGUGUGGACGCCCCCACAAUUCCCCAGCCUUGCCAGGCUGAGGCGAGGAUGGAAGACGAGGUGGCUGUCUGUGCCCUCCUGUCCUCUGUGUCUGGCGUGGAGCCAGGUUCUUAUAAAAAUAAACUUUUGUUAAUUAAUUGA
This is a messenger RNA of Pipistrellus kuhlii (Kuhl's pipistrelle), 7845 nucleotides long. RefSeq names its product marker of proliferation Ki-67 (gene MKI67). The record is from RefSeq and is a predicted model, not a curated record. The coding region runs from base 332 to 6571 and encodes 2079 amino acids. Gene Ontology annotation, cellular component: chromosome; nucleus. Gene Ontology annotation, molecular function: protein binding. The transcript is spliced from 16 exons. Gene Ontology annotation, biological process: regulation of mitotic nuclear division; regulation of chromosome segregation. Lineage: Eukaryota; Metazoa; Chordata; Mammalia; Chiroptera; Vespertilionidae.